Sinocyclocheilus grahami is the source of this 3283-nucleotide messenger RNA. Its product is annotated as protocadherin gamma-C5-like. The transcript has 6 exons. Gene Ontology annotation, molecular function: calcium ion binding. The coding region runs from base 291 to 3212 and encodes 973 amino acids. Gene Ontology annotation, cellular component: plasma membrane. The record is from RefSeq and is a predicted model, not a curated record. Lineage: Eukaryota; Metazoa; Chordata; Actinopteri; Cypriniformes; Cyprinidae. Gene Ontology annotation, biological process: homophilic cell-cell adhesion.
GUGUGCGCGAGCACUAGGACGGACCUCUUUGUGACUCAGUCUCCGCCCUGUUGCGCAGCGGAGGCGCAGCUAAUUCAGGGAGUUUUGGAGAAGAGCUAGAUGGAGGACUGUUAUUCCUCUCUUGUGAUUUCCCGAAAGGUUUACAGCCGUCAUGAAUUGUGUUAAACUUCUUCCUUCACUCCGCGCAAAUCGGAUUGCGUUACGCGCGACAUCGUAGCGCCACUUUAAUUGGAAUAUGGAUUCUGUAAGACGAAAAGGUUGAAACUUUUCCCCUCCCCGGAUCGCACAUAAUGGAGAGGAGACGCUCGUGGCCCGUGCUCUGCCUCGCGCUCUCCCUCAUGCACCUCUCAAUCGCGUCCGGUGAGCUCCUUUAUUCGGUACCGGAGGAACAGAAACCGGGGUCUGUCGUUGGGAAUAUAGCGAGGGAUUUGGGUCUCAGCGCGAUGAGGAUUACUGAAAGAAACCUAGAAGUCGUGUCGGGAUCUAACGCGCAAUAUUUCGAGGUAAAUCCUAACGGUGUCUUAGUUAUUAUAGAGACUAUAGAUAGGGAGCGCAUUUGCGCUUUAAGUUCGACUUGCUCUUUGCACCUUCAAAUUCUUCUUCAGAACCCUUUAGAAAUUCACAGAGUUCUUGUUCAAAUUGAUGAUGUAAACGACAACGCGCCGCAGUUUCCAAACGUGAAUUCAUCACUAGAGAUUUCCGAGGCGGCCGCUCCGGGAACGCGGUUCCGUCUGGAGAGCGCACGCGAUCCCGAUGUGGGCAUUAACUCUCUACGCACGUACAGCCUCUCCAGCAGCGACUAUUUUGUUUUAAACGUGGAGACUAAAAGCGACGGUAGUAAGUUUCCAGAGCUCGUCCUGGAAAAGGCUCUGGACCGGGAGUUGCAGGCCGCGUUUCGCCUCUCGCUCUCGGCCGUGGACGGAGGACAGCCGGAGAAAUCCGGGACCACCCUCCUGCUCAUUAAGAUUCUGGACGUGAAUGACAACGCGCCGGUGUUUGAUGAGCCGGUGAAAAGGGUUAGUCUUUUGGAAAACUCUCCUCCGGGAAUGCUUGUGACUAAACUGAAUGCCACUGAUGUGGACUCUGGGAUAAACGGAAAAAUAUCUUACUUAUUCAGUAAAUAUACACCAGAGAGAAUACUUAAAAUGUUCAGUGUUGAUUCUCAAUCGGGGGAAAUCCGUGUUGUGGGGGAUGUGGAUUAUGAGGAAGCAAAUGUGUAUGACAUCACAGUUCAAGCCAGGGAUGGAGGCUCUCCCGCCAUGGAGGGCUCAUGCAACAUUAAAGUGGAAAUAAUCGAUGUGAACGAUAACACUCCAGAGGUGACAUUAACCUCCCUAAACAGCCCCAUCCGGGAGGAUGCUGACACCGGCACUGUUAUUGCAUUGAUCAGUGCGAAAGACUUAGAUUCUGGGGAUAAUGGAAAAGUCACACUUAGAGUAUCCCAAGGGCUUCCGUUUAAACUAAAGUCAGCCUUUGGAGAGCACUACACACUUGUGACCGACAGACGUCUAGACAGAGAAGUCAUUGAUGAGUACACUGUUGUUGUCACUGCAACGGACUCCGGCUCGCCUCCGCUAUCCUCUCAGAAGACUUUUGCGGUCCGUUUAUCAGAUGUUAAUGAUAAUGCACCAGUGUUCUCGCAGAACUCCUACUCGGUGGAUGUAGCUGAAAAUAACGCUCCUGGUACUCCAAUAGCAACCGUUUUGGCAUUAGACCCAGACGUCGGAGACAAUGCCCGAUUGUCAUACUCCAUCCUACCGACCACUAUCCAUGGCAGCCCCAUUUCCUCAUACGUCUACAUCAACCCCGACAACGGGAACAUCUUCACCAUGCGCUCUUUGGAUUACGAGCAAAUGAACACGUUCAAGAUUGAAGUGCAGGUUCGCGAUGCUGGAGCGCCGCCACAGACGUCUAACAUCACCGUUCAUGUUUUUGUGGUCGACCAGAACGACAACCCACCCGUCAUCCUUUACCCAACCUACUCUGAAGACGCAGGGCUCCAGCUGACCGUCCCACAUGGUGCCCCUGUCGGUCAUCGUGUUAACAAGCUCGUCGCCGUUGACCCCGACAGUGGCCACAACGCUUGGCUCUUCUACAGCAUCGCUCCAGGAGACGAUUCAUCACUGUUUCACAUCGAACCGCACACGGGUGAGCUGCGUACCACACAGAAACUCAUGGACGAUGAACAGGGUGGUAAAACCCACCCAGCUUAUAACUUCAUAGUGGUUGUGCGAGACAACGGCCAGCCAGCUUUGUCCACUAGCGUUUCGGUUACGGUUACCAUAGAAGAAAAAAGCCCGGACAAAUCGACAGACUUCCGUAUAACACCACACAAGGGGACGGGAGUGACGGAUGUCACUCUGUACCUCAUCAUCUCAUUGGGCUGUGUGACGUUGGUGUCACUCUUGACCAUGACGGUGCUCUUGGUACGGUGCAUCAGGCACAAGGGCGGUUCGACGUGCUGCUACUCCAGAACGGGCUUCCGUUCCAGGCCCUCCUAUCAGCAGAGAGCCCAUAAGGACCUUCACCUACAGCUUAACACUGAUGGACCCAUUAGAUAUAUGGAGGUGGUUGGAGGGCCUCAGGAACCUCACACGAGGACCUACAGGCCCUGCUACUCAACACUCUCCAGCAGGAGUGACUUUGUGUUUGUCAAGACUCCCAUCUUGAGUCAUAACAACACACUAAACAUGACUUUGACUAGGAAGCACUUAAUGAACUCAGCCAAUGAGCAAAAACCACCCGGCGCUGACUGGCGUUUCACCCAGAACCAGAGGCCAGGGCCCAGUGGUUCCUUCAAGCUCCAGUCUACACACGUAAGAUGGACGCCGCCGAGCAGGCUGAGGGCUGCCGCCACUCCUGAGGUUGCCGUGGGAACAGGACCCUGGCCCAACCCUCCAACCGAGGCCGAGCAGCUCCAGGCGCUGAUGGCCGCUGCUAACGAAGUCAGCGAGGCGACCAACACUCUGGGUCCAGGCACCAUGGGUCUGAGCACCCGCUACAGCCCUCAGUUCACCCUGCAGCACGUCCCUGAUUACCGGCAGAACGUCUACAUCCCCGGCAGCACCGCCACCCUGACCUCCAACCAGCAGCAACCCCAGCAGGCCCUGCCGCCUCCACAGGCCGCCAUAGCCGCUGCCCAACCUGAGCCGCCCAAAGCCGCCCAGACGCCCGCCAGCAAGAAGAAAUCCACCAAGAAAGAUAAGAAGUAGAGAGUCGUAGGUAGAUAUGAGGUUUAGGGAGAUUGAAAUAGCUGCACGGCUCCAUUCUGUGCUGCUCUGAG